ACUAGCGCAAAAUAUAAAUAUUCUUACAUUCAAGGACGCAGAUAAUCCUGCUGCUAACAUUCCCUCAGCACACAAGGUGUCUUCAGGCUAGACGCAAACCUACCAAAGAUUGAACGUUACAACUGUAGCUCGCAUGAAGACUCCUCAAGUCUAAACACCACUAAGCUACGUGGAUUUACUUGAUGGCUUUGGGAAAUGGGUGUCACAUGGCAUUUUCAUAUGGAUAUUUUUUAUUUUUUUGAUUUGCAAUGAUCAACGGAACUCCGAAAAUACUGGUUACUACUCAUAAAUAUGUAUUCAGAAGUACUGCAUUUUCCCAACUUUUAGCCAAUAAGUCAGCAUGCGGAGUGCUUUCCAGUGCAUUUCAUAAUGCAAAUGGAAGGCAAAAAGUCCUUUACAAACCUGGCGAUUUACUUCGUUUUCGCCCGACUGGAGCUUUAACUUUGAGGUUGCAACACUCUCAUGGUUCUUCAGAUAAUUUAUCAAAUCCAGCUUUGGAACAAAAAGCUAUUUUAUCUGACUGGACUAUUAUUAGACGACUUCUAAAAUAUGUUUGGCCAAGGGAUAGACCGGAAAUCCGACUGCGUGUAGUCGCGGCAAUGUUGUUAUUAUUAUCUUCCAAAUUUGUUAAUGUUUUGGUUCCAUUUGUUUUCAAAAUUGCAGUGGACUGUUUGUCAGGAGAAACCCCACUACUAUUAGGUGAUACAAGUCCUAGUGUGGCAGCUACAACUAUUUUAAUUUCGUAUGGUUUGUUUAGAGCUACUGCUUCUGGUUUAAAUGAAUUACGUACUGCAGUUUUUGCUAAAGCUGCUCUUUCUUCAAUUCGAGAAGUCGGAGUUCAAGUAUUUCGACAUAUGCACAAUCUUGAUUUAAGUUAUCAUCUUGGAAGAAGAACUGGCGCAUUAGGUAAAGCAAUUGAUCGUGGUGCUAGGGGAAUAAAUUUUCUAUUGACUGCUAUGGUUUUCAAUUUAUUUCCCACUACAUUUGAAGUUGCUGUCGUAACAGGAAUUUUGUAUUAUAAAUAUGGAGUAGCGGCCAGUACAAUUGCACUAAGCUGCAUAGCUGCUUAUACAGCAUUUACAUUUGCUGUUACACGUUGGCGUACUCAAUUUCGUGUUCAAAUGAAUAAGGCAGAUGGACGAGCUGCAAGUCAAGCUACUGACUCACUUAUUAAUUAUGAAACUGUAAAAUACUUCAAUAACGAAGAGCGUGAAGCAGAACUUUAUGACAAACUUCAAGCUCAAUACGAAGAGGCUAGUAUUAGAACAACAACUAGUCUUGCUGUACUUAACUUCGGUCAGGCUGCUAUAUUCUCUGUUGGCUUAGCUGCUACAAUGAUAACAGUUGCAAAUCAAGUUGCUUCCGGUUUAACUGAUCCAACAACAGCUGCUCAUGUUCUCGAAGCUACUGGGAUAAGUAGUUUAGCUAAAUCUUUGACUGUGGGAGAUCUUGUUCUCGUAAACGGUUUAUUAUUCCAACUAUCGAUACCAUUGAAUUUUUUGGGUACAGUAUAUCGUGAAGUUCGGCAAUCUUUAAUUGAUAUGUCAACUAUGUUUACACUAUUAGAACUUGCUCCAACAGUUCGUUCCUUACCGAAUGCACCAAAUAUACACAUUGAUCGUUUUAAUUCAUCUGUAGAAUUUCGUGAUGUGAAAUUCACUUACUACACUAAAGACCCAAAAGAUUCUCUAUUAAAACCUGGGAAAUUCAUAUGCGAUGGAUUAAGUUUUAAGGUUGAACCUGGCCAACGUGUAGCUAUUGUUGGGGAGAGUGGUACCGGAAAAUCUACAAUUGUUCGAUUAGUCUACCGAUUUUUUGAUGUAUAUAGUGGCAGUGUACUAGUCGGUGGUCAAGAUGUUCGGUCAGUGAAUUUGGAGAGUUUACGUCAUGCGAUCGCAGUGAUACCACAGGAUACGGUUUUGUUCCAUAACACUAUAUUUUAUAAUCUCCAAUACGGUAACUUGAAAGCAACUCCGGAGGAAGUUUACGAAGCCGCUCGUUUAUCGAAUGUAGCUAAUGCAAUUGAACGUAUGCCACACGGAUACGAUACACAAGUCGGAGAACGUGGUUUGAAAUUGAGCGGUGGUGAAAAACAACGAAUAGCGAUCGCUAGGGCUCUACUGAAGAAAGCUCCAAUUUUGAUUUAUGACGAAGCGACGUCAUCAUUAGAUUCAAUCACUGAACAUACUAUUCUUCAACGAUUAGCAGAAGUUACACCUGGAAUUACAUCGCUUGUAAUCGCUCAUCGUUUAAGCACAAUAAUUGAAGCUGAUGAAAUCUUAGUCUUACGAAAUGGUCGUGUAUCUGAACGUGGUACGCACUCUAGUUUACUAUCACAACCGGAUUCAUAUUAUAGACAACUUUGGGAUCAACAACGAAGUGGAAUUUUACCUACUACUAUUACGAGUACUACUGAUAAUAGUAACAGCAAUGAUUAUCAUAAAAUAUCCAAUUCAGUCAGUCAAGAUACAAACACCUAAGGCACUACGUAUAAAUAUAAUGGAUUGAGAUUUUCUUGAAUUUUGUAGUCUGUAAUUUUCUCCAUGCCUACAUAUUUGUUUGAUAGUUUCAGUUUUAUUAUUUUCAAUCCGUUUCACUAACUUAUUCGUACUUGUGCAGAAUUAUUUUAUCUUAUGUGGUUUUCUGUUUAUGCUAGAUGAAUCGUUAACAAACUACGUAACAUUUGAUUUGUUUUUAUGACAAGAUAAUUUUGUAAAGAAACAGACUGUAUAAUACAUUUUGGUACACGCACACUGAUUUUUCUGCCAACUAGAUCAUCCCAAUUGAUGAAUAUGGAAUUAAUUCCAGUUUUGUCACUUCAAACUACCAUUAAAUUGAUUAUCUAAACUGUUGUAAAAAAAACUGAUGCUUUAAAUGAAAUCGGCUGAAAACCCAGGACCUAUUAAGUCAGUAAGACUAGUGGCCGCAUCACAACUCUGAAAUAUAGGAUUUAAUUAC
This is a messenger RNA of Schistosoma spindalis, 2958 nucleotides long. The record is from the annotation of a GenBank genome assembly. Lineage: Eukaryota; Metazoa; Platyhelminthes; Trematoda; Strigeidida; Schistosomatidae.